This is a messenger RNA of Funneliformis geosporum, 2886 nucleotides long. Lineage: Eukaryota; Fungi; Glomeromycota; Glomeromycetes; Glomerales; Glomeraceae. The record is from the annotation of a GenBank genome assembly.
AUGCCUUAUGGGAAGUCGCAUAUGGCGGGUUAUGCAACAAGGAAUCAAAAAGCAAAGCUCGCCGCCGAUUACCAAGAAUUAUUAAAAGAACUUUCAACGACUACCAAUAUACAGUCGGUCGGCAAUUAUGUUUUAGAAAAAACGCUGGGUGAAGGAUCGUAUGGAAAAGUUAAGCUUGCAACGCAUAAAUUGACCGGUCGACAGGUCGCAAUAAAAAUAAUACCAAAAAUUCAUGCCGAGAACCUCACUCGUGAAAUACAUCAUCACCGUUAUUUACAUCAUCCUAAUAUCAUAUCUCUUCUCGAAGUCAUAUCAACAGAAAGCAAAAUUUAUAUCGUUUUGGAAUAUUGUGAAGGUGGAGAGUUAUACGAUUUUUUAGUUGAACGGGGACGCCUGAGAGAAAAUCUGGCAAGAAAAUUGUUUGGCCAGUUAUGUAGGGCGGUCAAAUAUUGUCAUGACAGAAGAGUGGUUCAUAGGGACUUAAAACUUGAAAACAUUCUUCUCGAUUCUAACAAUAAUAUAAAAUUAGCCGAUUUUGGUUUUACGCGGGAGUGUGAAAGUAAAAGAUUACUGGAGACAAUUUGUGGUUCAACAGGGUAUUCUGCUCCAGAGGCCAAAGACCUCAUACGUUCAAUAUUACAAUUGGAACCAUCAGAGCGACCGACUUUAAAACAGAUUUUGCAACAUAAUAGUGUAAAGGAACCUAUAAAAGAAGUAACAAUUUCAUCAUCAUCUAAAGACAUUCAUAUAGAUGCAACAAGUCAUCUUGAAAGACAACGACAAGAAAUAUUUUUGGCGACAAGGCAACAUAACGCUUCAUUACCAAAUCAUUAUCCCAUGACAUUUACUCGACAUUCUAAUUCAUAUGAUAGUGAUAUUAUAAAUUCAACUGCACCAUCAGCUUUUAAGAGUAGAUUUAAAAAUUUUUCUCCCGCAGUUGGUCCUUCACCUCCCAAAGUUUGGGGUCCUUCAACGUCAAAAACGUCUCGAAGAUCCUCAAUUGAUAGUAAAGCUUUUAACGAAAAGGUUUUUUUUACGACGCCUGAAGAAAAGGAACUAUUGGAAAAAUUAGAAAAUUUGGGAUUGGAUAUAACAGGAAUAAAAGAUAGUGUUUUGGAAGGUAAAGUUGAUUCUGCUAGUGGACUUUGGUGGCUUUUAUUGGCCAAAUUAAGAGAAAAGAGAAAAAUCGAAGGAGUUCAAAGUUCUGUAACAAUGGUAAAUGUGGCAGUUGGUACAAGUGAUGAAGAAAUAGAGAUAGCGGAAGAAACUGAAGAAUAUGAUUCAUCGGAAAAUAGUAUAGAGCUUGAUAGGUUACAAGAGGAGAUAGUGAAAGAUGUGGAUUCCACAAAAACUUCAGAAAAAAUAAUGUCACCUCCCACACCACCGCCAAAAACUUAUCAUGCCGCCCCCGCUUCGCGUGAAAGGCGCAAGUCUUUGAUUUUAUCGCUCCCAGAAGCAGUUGAACCCGUUCUCACCACUAUUACCGCAACGGCAUCUCCUCCUUUAUCACCUAAAAAGUAUUCAUCAUUUACUAGUCCUAUAAGUUCAAGAUCAGUUAGAGGGUUAUUAUCAACGAUUAGAGGAUGGUGGGGUGGAUCACAUAACCCAAAAGAUGUUAAUAGUGCAUAUAAAAAAAGUAUGUUAAAUUGGGCGGAAAGUGGUGUGGUGGUUCCGGCUGAUGUAGUUCAUGUAAGACGAUUGAACAGAAGAAGGAGUGGUAGUAAAACGCCACCAGGUUUUGAAGGUGCAAAUAGUUUUAGCUUAUCAAGAAGGUCAUCAAUGAGUCGAAGUUCAUUAAGAGACAAAAAGAAAAGGAGAAUUCCAAUACAAGGUAUCAAAGGAGGGAAUAAACGUGCCACACCUACUCCUGCACCUUUAAUGAUACCUCCUGUCACGCCUUCUAUUGUUCUCUCACAAAGUUCACCUACAAGCAUGUCUCCAAUACCUGGAACGCCACCAGCGUCAAGGCCUAAGACUUUGUUUACUAAAAAUCGGAGAAAUCCUUUUGCAUAUCAAGGUUCAUCACGUAAACAAGUUAAACGACGGAGUAUAAAUUCAAUAAAUAAUUUACUGGACAAUUUUAAUUCUGCUUCUGGUUCUGAAAACAUUAUUCCUAAUGAUGAAGAAACCACGAUAGAUGAACGAUUAAUCGUAGUAGAUAGCACUAAUCCAUCUCAAAGAUCUAAAAGUGAACAUUUUGGAUUACAAAAAGUUGAUAAUCGCAAAAUAUCAGAGGAUACUUUAAUAUCAAUAUCGAGUGAUGUAAUUAAACCCGACGAAACCAUCGUAAAUCCACCUUCCUUUUCCUCAUCAAAUUCUCGUCAACCUAGUAGUACAUCAAUAAGCUUUACCCCUCCAAGACAUCAAUCUCAAACAAGUCCAGUAUCGCCACCUUUAUCACCAAUUGAAAGUGUCGUCGUUCCAUCGUCCUUGCCUAGCAUGAAUGUCGUUCAUAAAAUACAGGUUCAUUCCAAUGCAUCACGGAAAUCCGUUGAAAGAGGUAAACAAUCAGAAGUAAAAUUUUCACCUAUUGAAAAACCAACCUCCCCCUCUACAAAAUCUGUAAUGAUUUUAAUUUCAACGCCGCCAGAAUCACCAAAAUUAUCGACACCAACACCUUCAACAAAUUUAAACCCACAAAGUAAAUUUGGUCUACAUACGCGCUCUUAUACUUCACCUUCAGCAGCAUCAUCAUUGAACAAUAACAAUGGCAUGGAUAUUGAAAUUAAUAAUAAGCGAGACUCCUCACAUCCUCCACCAAAUAUGAAUGCUUCGCAGAUGAUGUUUUUACAGAACAAUGGGCGAAAUACACGACAGAAGAAUUCUUAUUUAAAUCCGAGUUCAAGUAUUAUAUCCGCACGUAGGCCAAGAUGCAUUGGCAUCUAA